AUGACGAAUCUAAAGCUCCUCAUCUUUGGGAUGCACCCUCGAGAGUUCUACAGCCUGAACCAGAGAGAUAUCGAGUGGGAAUUGACUCACCGACACUCAAAGGACAUUGAUGACGAGACACUUCUGGAACUUUACACGAAGUGGCUUGCCAGGCAGACUCCUUUUCUGGGCCUUACAGAUCACACAGCCUCUUCCAGGGUCAUUCGAGAUGCCUGCGACUACCUCAGCUCUAGGAAGUACGAAAAGCAUCUUGUGCUCAGCGCCUUCAACCAGCACAAAAAAGACUUCCUCAGAGACCGACCUCAGGAUAAGCGGACCUUCAACCUUGCCAGACGGGACAUCGAAAUCAACUACAAAUUGCGUGGUGUCCACCACAAGGUGAAGAAGUCAUCUGCCACAAAAGAGGCAGCCUUGGCCGCGCGCCUGCCAUAUACAUCCCUACCUGCUGGACUUUACACCCAAGCGAGCGAGCCAGUCCCCGAAGUUCGGAAAUCGGGAAACAUACGCCCUGACGCUGAAGAUUCCCGUCCCAGUCGUCGGCGGAAGCUCAUUGACCGAUCGCCUGAGACUUUGUCUUUGAACCAGCAGAAGCCUCAUGCUGGCUACGUAUGCAAUCGCUGCGGAAUAUCAGGUCACUUCAUUCAGCACUGCCCCUCGACCAAGCCUCUUCUUCAUAAGAAGUACGUCUGCCACAUCUGCGGAGAGUGUAGAGAUCACCUUAUCCAAGAUUGUCCUCAGAAGAGGGCCAACACUUCCACUGCUUCCCUCCGACAACGGUCUCGGAACACGGCGAUAUCGAGCGAAGACCUGAGACAGAGCUCAUCGAGAAAGCGCAGUCACUCCAGAUCUGUCAGCCAAAGUUCCAGCAUCAAUGGACGCUAUAUGAAUGAGGAGCGAGCCCGACUUUUGCAAUCUAGCCCUGACAGCGACCAAGACGAAUCACCGAACUUCCAAGAAUUCAGUGUAGGUCCUCGUCAGUCUGGAAGCAACUCUCAACCACUCGGACAUCGACUUCGUUCGGACUUUUAUCGCCCUAUCGACUUGAACCUUGCGGAUGAUAGUAACCGUCCCGAGAGACCACGUCAACGCGUUGACACUUAUCGCCCCAACGACACUCGUCAAUUCCUCGAUACGUACCGUCCUGAUCCUUCCAGCCGUCUUGACGAUACGUUCCGCUCUGAUGAGCAUUCUCAUCUCAAUCUUGCCUAUCGUCCUAAGGAAUCGGAGAGAACUGGUGCCUUGGGCCUGAAAAAAGCCAUAGAGCAGAGUCUAGAUAGAGAAUUUGACGAGGAAGAGGCGAAGCUUCGAUCCCGCCUGACCAAACGGCACACUGACGGCAGACUCUCUCCUUGGGACGAUAUCGAACGACCGGCGAAGAGACAGCGGCACGAACACCCCUUUGCUGGCGGUCUCCCUUGGGACGACGUUGAGAUGCCUCCCAAAGAGAAACACCAAUCUGCUCUCGUGGGCCAAACUAUGCAGAGCCUUGGAACUGCCAAGAAAGACUUGGACGUCGGCACAGAAACGAAGCCAGCUGGCGCAUCCGAGAGUAUUCCCAUGGACAAAGGCGGAGCUUUAGACUCAGCCGAAGAUAUGGAGCCUGGAAGAGUAACUGACUCGCUGUGGAAGCAAGCAAGCAUGGAGUCGGACGAAUUUUUCGCGGCGUUGGGAAGAGAGCUUUUCUUCCGAGCGCAGCCAGGUGCCUUCGAGAUCAUGCCUAUCACUCAGUCGAACGAUGGAAGUAUGGUCAUGCAGUCCGCUUCUCCGCCGUCUGCGACUUUCCAGGAAGAAAGUAUCAUGCCCAGAAACCUCGAUUCUGAUGAUUACUACAAUGGCAACACCGACAACGACGAUGCUUCCAUGGAAGAUGCCCCUGACGAGAUGGGUCAGGCUCCAAGCACCCCCAUCGAGGUGAACCAUGGCUCAUCUCAUGCGGAGGAGGUUAUUAUCCCUUUACAAACCUUGAAGCCUCUUCAUAGAGGUUCUCCGUACGAUCCUCACGUCUUGGCUCUGUUCCGAAGCAGGCGGCACGAGAACGUUUACGUCAAUAUUGCUCGCCGACGCACCGCUAUUGAGAUUGAUGAGGCUUGGGAGCCGGAGGAGGAACACUCGGCCACCUCGAAAAUAGAUGAGUAG
Messenger RNA from Colletotrichum paranaense, 2136 nucleotides. RefSeq lists its product as uncharacterized. The record is from RefSeq and is a predicted model, not a curated record. NCBI's taxonomy places the organism in Eukaryota, Fungi, Ascomycota, Sordariomycetes, Glomerellales, Glomerellaceae. Gene Ontology annotation, molecular function: nucleic acid binding; zinc ion binding. The transcript is spliced from 2 exons. The coding region runs from base 1 to 2136 and encodes 711 amino acids.